Messenger RNA from Mesitornis unicolor (brown roatelo), 513 nucleotides. RefSeq names its product growth arrest-specific protein 8-like. Gene Ontology annotation, cellular component: motile cilium; microtubule; Golgi apparatus. Gene Ontology annotation, biological process: flagellated sperm motility. NCBI's taxonomy places the organism in Eukaryota, Metazoa, Chordata, Aves, Mesitornithiformes, Mesitornithidae. Gene Ontology annotation, molecular function: microtubule binding; small GTPase binding. The record is from RefSeq and is a predicted model, not a curated record.
AACACAAAAGCCCAUCUGAAAGUCACCCACAAGGAGCUGAAGGAUCUGCAGUGGGAACACGUGGUGCUGGAGCAGCGGUUCAAGAAGGUGCAGGUGGAGCGAGAUGAGCUCUAUCAGAAGUUCACCACAGCCAUCCAAGAGGUGCAGCAGAAAACAGGCUUCAAGAACCUGCUGCUGGAGCGCAAGCUGAAAAGGCUCCUCGAAGUCCUGGAGAAAAAGGAGGUGGAGCUCAACGAGGCCAUCGCAUCCUCCAACCUCGACCCCGCCGCCCUCUCCUUGGCCUCGCACAAGCUGGAGGACUUGCUCAACUCCAAAAACAGCACCAUCAAGGACCUGCAGCUGCAGCUGGCCCGAGUCUGCAAGGCCCACAACGACAUGCUGCAGACCUUCGAGGCAAAGCUGACGGCUUUUGGCAUCCCCCUGGACAACCUGGGCUUCAAGCUGCUGGCCACACCCGUGCUGGGGCAGGUGGUGGGGCAGGGCCCCGCAGGGCUCGUGGCUGUGCCCACCUGA